AUGGCAUCGCUUUUCAGGCCAUCACUGCGUACCUCUGCCGCCACGGCCGUCAUGCUCAGAUUAGGUCGGCCGGUUACUACUACCUCCUCUGCCACUACUGCCGCUGGUGUUAGGUGCACGGCCAUGAAGAACUUGGAGAUUUUGAGGCAGGCCGGAAUGGCAAAAAAGGGGUUUCACGCUAGCGCCUCGAGGAAGAUUUUGCCGGCUGGGCCUCAGGUUAUUCAGGGAACGGUAAACGAGGCCGUCGAAGUCCCUGAUCCCAACGCCGCACAUGGUUCCUACCACUGGUCUUUCGAAAGACUCAUCUCUGUAGCCCUCAUCCCGCUAACCGUAGCCCCCUUCGCCGCGGGUUCUAUAAACCCAGUAACGGACGCAAUCCUCGGCGCUACCAUCGUAAUCCACUCUCACAUCGGCUUUGAAUCCAUGAUUGUCGACUACAUCCCACAUCGCAGGUACCCUGCCCUCAGGAAGGGCGCUAUGUGGGCGCUCAAGGGCGCGACGAUGUUGGUGCUUGUGGGACUGUACGAGUUUGAGACCAAUGACGUGGGGAUUACUGAGGCGGUCAAAAGGGUUUGGAAAGCGUAGUUUGUGACUGGAGUGAAGGUGGGAUUCAGCAUGUUUGAAUUGUUCGCGGAGAACUUUGCUUUCUUGGUAUCUUCUAUACGGGCUCCUUAGAUGUCGAUAGUAGUUUUCGUUUUGAUUUUACGGAUUACCUGUUUAUAAGGAAGCGGUAAAGUCAUUGGCUUCGUGGAUCCCCUUUUUUUUCCCUCCCCCUGCUCCUUCUCCUUUCGGGUGAUUUUUUAAUACUUGGCUUUUGUGGUGUAAAAAAAUGAGAGGCUUGGAUAGAGCAGAGAUUGAUUCAAAGUGAAUAUAUUAUGAGAAGGAAAAAAAAGGUGAAAAAACACAUGAACAUUUUA
Messenger RNA from Tuber melanosporum (Perigord truffle), 917 nucleotides. RefSeq lists its product as uncharacterized. Gene Ontology annotation, cellular component: membrane; mitochondrial envelope. Bases 1 to 585 code for a protein of 194 amino acids. Lineage: Eukaryota; Fungi; Ascomycota; Pezizomycetes; Pezizales; Tuberaceae. The record is from RefSeq and is a predicted model, not a curated record. The transcript has 5 exons. Gene Ontology annotation, molecular function: ubiquinone binding; heme binding. Gene Ontology annotation, biological process: mitochondrial electron transport, succinate to ubiquinone; tricarboxylic acid cycle.